AUGGAUUACAUACUAUCUGGAGUUCAGCUGUGUAUUUCAAAUAGUAUGAAUCACCUUCUGCUGGCCACUUAUGCUGAGGGAGAAAUUCUUGAGGCGCUUAAAGGGAUGGUACUAACAAAAGCUUCGGGUGCUGAUGGUUUCCCGGCAAUUUUCUACCAAAAGUACUGGCAUAUCGUUGGUAAGGAAACUUGUGAGUUCUGUCUAGACAUUCUGAAUAAUGGUCAUUCUUUGGAAGAUAUCAAUAGGACUCAAUUGGUGCUGAUUCCAAAAACUGCUAAUCCUUCCAAUUUGAAAAACUAUCGCCCUAUCAGUUUGUGUACUGUUAUUUACAAGAUUAUUGCCAAAACUGUGGCUAACCGACUUCAAAAAGUAUUGGAUGGGUGUAUAGACGAUGCGCAAAGCGCGUUUGUUCCUGGCCGACUUAUUUCAGAUAAUGUUCUACUUGCUUAUGAAGUUCUUCACUCUUUUAAAAACAAAAAGUCUGGCAAGAAAGGUUCUAUGGCUCUAAAACUGGACAUGAGUAAGGCCUAUGACAGAGUGGAAUGGCCUUCGAUUAGAGGAAUGAUGGCUAAUAUGGGUUUUGAAGACAGGUUUAUUAGUCUUAUCCUCCAUUGUGUGAAUUCUGUCCAGUACUCGAUUUUAAUUAAUGGAGAGGAAGGGUCUAACUUCAGAGCUUCUAGAGGUUUGCGUCAAGGGGAUCCGUUGAGUCCCUAUUUGUUUCUUUUUUGUGGAGAAAGGCUUUCUGCCUUAAUGAGACUAGCAAGCCAAGAAGGAAAAAUUUUUUGUGCUAAAGUCUGUCGAUCAGCCCCACCUAUCACCCAUCUCAUGUUCGCAGAUGACUGUAUUUUGUUUGGAGAAGUUUCAAGAAGGGGGAUUUGUGUGUUGAAAGAUAUUCUUGAAGAGUAUGAAGCUUGCUCGGGGCAGUGUAUUCUUAAUUUGCGGUGUUCGACGAAUCCUGAGAGAUACCUUGGUCUUCCUAAUGUGGGUUGUCGUUUAUUACGUAAUCCUAAUUCUUUACUGGCACGUACUUUGAAAGCCAAAUAUUUUAAAGAGUCUGAUUUCUUAAACUCAAGGUUAGGGAAUUUACCUUCUUUUACCUGGCAGAGUAUUUGGGCGGCCAAGGGAUUACUUCUGAAGGGUUUGGGCUGGAGGAUUGGAAAUGGCAAACAUGUCUCUAUUUGGGAAGACGCUUGGAUCCUUGGUAAUGAGGAUUUCAAAAUUCAGCAUACAAAUGUUAAUAUGAGCAUAUUAAAAGUUGCUGAUUUAAUUGAGGCAAAUGGUAGAAAAUGGAAUUCUGAGUUAAUCUGUAAUACCUUCUCGGAGCAGGAAGUGGAACGAAUUCUAUACAUUCCUUUGUCUUUGUAUGAGCAUGAGGACUUUGUUAUUUGGCGGGGUGAGCCGACUGGAGAAUAUUCGGUGCAGAGUGGAAAUAAAUUUAUCCAUGAAGGUGAAGUUAAAACGGGUUCUCAAAUUACUGUUUUUGUUAAAAAGUUUAUGCUGGAACUGGAUGGGCUGAAAUUGUUCAUACCUGUUGAACGUCUCUGUAUAGGAAGUUGGAUUAUUGGUUCUAAAAUAGUAAUGAACUCGAACAUACCAUCCGCCUUUGCUGCAGAAGCGGUGGCGUGCCUUCAUGCGCUGCAACUUGGUUUACAUCUUGGCUUGAAGGAGGUGGAGAUCGAGGGUGACUCCUGGACAACUUGUGUUUUCCUUUUCACAAAUAGGGAUGCUAAUGAGGUUGCACAUCUCAUUACUUCAGAAGGAAUAAGAAGGAGAGAGUCAACUUAUCUGGCGAAUCAGGUAUUUUCUGGCGCGGUGGAGACGGUGGCUGAGGAUCGAAGGAGGACAGAGAGCAUGAGGGACUUGAGGAGUCGGAGGAGAGGUGAAGAAGAUGGAAAUGUUUCGUUGAAUCUAUUUGUAGAAGAUUUUUCAAGAAGGAGGGAGUAA
Molecule: messenger RNA, 1944 nt
Organism: Gossypium arboreum
Lineage: Eukaryota; Viridiplantae; Streptophyta; Magnoliopsida; Malvales; Malvaceae
Exons: 6
Coding region: 1-1944 (647 amino acids)
Source: RefSeq, a predicted model, not a curated record